AUGAAGAUCUUGUGUAGUUUGGUAGUUUUGGCACAGAUUGCUGUUUGUGUAAAGAGCAGUAGAUACGAUAUGAAAAAUUAUGAAUUAAUGCCGCCGUUACAUAAGCACGACAGUUAUUUUGAUUGCACAAAGCAAUUUAAAGAAAAGGCAGUUUAUUGUGUAGCGAAAACUUAUAUAAAGCCAGACAAUAAUUCAGAAGUAUGGAGGUACAUAAAGGAAUACUCGUCACACAAGAUACAUUUUUUUAGACACGAUACCGUCACGCGAGGUGUGUGCAUGAAUCGCUGUGAAAAACAGCUGACUCAACAGAAGCCGCAACAACAGCGAGUUACGUUAACGUUCGACAUCGACAGUGCGAUUUACCAUCCAGGUAUUGAGUUGCAUGCGACGACGAAAGAGCAGCGGAUCGUUUAUCACGAGGCAAUUAACCGAUGCGUGAAUCAGGAAAUGCUGAACGAGUACGGACUCGAAUCUUGGUCGGAAAUUGAGUUUUGUAACACGAACGAGUCGGAAUCGUUUUCCAUUGAUCUCUUGGAUUUCUUUGCUCUUGUCGUGGUUUUGUCGCUAAUUGCAUUGACGCUCAUCGGAAGUCUUUAUGACGCUCAAUUACGUGAUGAGGGAGGGAAAAAUCCCGAACAUUAUCGGAAAUUUCCCAUUAAUUCAAAUCGAACACUUUUGGCAUUUUCUGUCGUUCGAAAUUGGAAUCAACUUGUGAACCAUCCUGAACCGGUGAACAAUAAUCGACCGCCAGCAGAUGAUUUUACUUAUUUUGAGUCCAUUAAAAUCAUUGUGAUGCUUGGAAAUACUGCAGUUCACAUUUUAUGCAUUCUUUGUAUGUUACCCUCACAAAAUCACGAGAUGCUGGAAUCACAUGCACAAAAUGUUAGUUAUACAGCUUUUGCGGGCUCGACAUUUACAAAUCAAGUUUAUCUGGCGAUCGCGGGUUUUCUAUUGACUUUAGCGCCUGCCAAACAAAUUAAGCAUGGAAAAGUUUUAACGACGUCAGAUUUUUGGGACGCCUUGAAAAAACGAUAUUUGAGACUGACACCUUUGCAUGCUUUUGCCAUUUUAAUGGAAGCUACUUGGGUGAGCAAAGCUUAUAAUGGACCAAUUUGGGCUCAACUUGCAGGACAGGAAAGAGCUUCAUGUCGAGCGAAUUGGUGGACUAAUUUGUUGUACAUUAAUAAUUUUGUUGGAGCUGGAGAGCCUUGUAUUUUGCCAACGUGGUAUUUAGCAACUGACAUGCAACUUUUUAUCAUGCGAUUCAUACUUUUGGCGAUCAUCUCUCGUAUUCCGAGACGUAAAUCACUCAUUUUCAGUACAAGUCUCUUCAUCACCUUCCUUAUUCCGGGUUAUAUUGUCUACAAAUAUCAUCUUGAUGGAUUAUAUGUUGGAACGAUUGAGGCUGCUCGUUACUUCUAUCGUCACGAAAAUUCAUACAAAUACUUCCACAUUCCAUUUUACGCCAACAUGGGCAGCUAUAUUUUCGGCAUGUUAACAGCUUUCAUCUAUCUUUUCAUGUUCCUAUGGCGUUCCGUGGUCCCAUUGAUUGUCUUUGGUAUCUUCGGGGCUCCGUUAAUCUUCCUCGAGUACGAAUUCAAAAAACCCUCGUUGUGGAUCUCAAUUUACGGCGCCUUUCAUCGCAAUAUGUGGGGCUGGAUGCUCGGCGUGAUCAUUUUAGGUUACAGUGCUGGCAUGGGAGGACAAUGGAAAGACUUUUUCAAUGCUUCCGUGUUUCGACCUUUAGGAAAAAUUAAUUUUGGAUUCUAUUUGACGCACAUUACGAUCAUAAAAUUGAUGUUGGGUGACAUGUAUGAACCACAUCACAUGAGUUUUUCCAAAAUUGUGUGUUUAACAACCUUUGUGACAGGCUUUUCGUAUCUUUCGGGAGCGGUAGUUCAUAUUUUGGUUGAAUUACCAGCAGCGAAUUUGCAGAAAGAAUGGCAGUCUAAACCAAAAGUCGAGGCAAAAGUUGUAGAUCGUGUAGAUCAAAAUGGGAAUAACAUACAAACAAAAAAUUUGAAUGGAUUUCUAUCAGAAACACAGGAAAUGAUGGUAAAUGGCACUGUAAAGAAAAAAGAUUUUUAG
Messenger RNA from Culicoides brevitarsis, 2088 nucleotides. Its product is annotated as nose resistant to fluoxetine protein 6-like. The record is from RefSeq and is a predicted model, not a curated record. The transcript is spliced from 8 exons. Lineage: Eukaryota; Metazoa; Arthropoda; Insecta; Diptera; Ceratopogonidae. The coding region runs from base 1 to 2088 and encodes 695 amino acids. Gene Ontology annotation, molecular function: acyltransferase activity, transferring groups other than amino-acyl groups.